CACCUUUAGCUGUGCUGAAUAUGAGUCCCCUGAUAUCACUCACUUUCUUAAGAAGGUGAACAAUGUUCCUCCCAGUUACAACAUUGGGAAGCUGUGUGUUGAGGACCCAAUCUCAGUUUCCAGGAAAUUUUCCCUCAAAUUCCGUGCCUUUUUCCGAAAGGUCAUUUUGAAAGGUCAGGUCCUGGGUAUUGUAGACCACUUUUAUUGGAAGAAGGAGUAUCAGAAUCGUGGGGCUCCUCAUUACCAUGUCCUGCUCUGGAUUAGAGAUGCACCACUCAUUGAUAGAGACGAUCCCGAGAAGGUGCUAGACUGGAUCCAGGAUAGAAUCACCUGCCACAUUCCCGAUGAACAGGGUAGCCCUGAGCUGCACAGACUAGUCACCAGAUACCAGAUGCACAAGUGCAGCAAGUACUGUAAGAGGCGGAAAAGGUGUGGAAAGACAGCAUUCAUCACCAGGUGUAGGUUCGGGUUUCCCAGGCCAGUGUGUGAGACUGCUCAGCUCAACCCAGUCCAGGAGAGCCUUAAGUCACGCAACCGAAUUUACCAGUUAGUCCGUACGCUGGCUGAGACAAGGGUGAAUGACUACAACCCACUGUUAUUGAUGCUGUGGAAGGCUAAUAUAGACAUUCAGUUUGUAGCCGAAGCCUCUCUAGCUCUUGCUCACUAUGUCAGUGGCUAUGUCACCAAGGCUGAGCGUAGCAACAUGCAAGACAUCUGGCAGGAAGUUAGUGAGAACAAGAGCAUUUACAGUCGCCUUUUCAGCUUUGGUGUUAGAAGUUUACGGUUCAGAGAGUGUGGUCUGUAUGAGGCCAGUGAUCUGCUCCUGGGAGACCACCUCACUGAGAAGUCUGACACAGUCAAGUGGGUAGACAUCUCCAUGCCCCACAAGAGAUCCCGUAGACUGAAGAACCACAAAGUCUUACAAGAAAUGGCUAGGCUGAACCCAGAUAAUCAGAACAUAUUUGAGGAUAAUGUCCUAGAUACAUUCUAUCCUCAGAGACCAGCCACCCUUGAGAAUGUUUGUGUGUAUGACUUUGUUGCCAACUAUGAGUUUCAGGGUGUCGACACAAAUGGUCAGAGAGUGUACAAGAAACUUAGCAAGCCUAAACUCCCUAACCACAAAAUCUUUGACCCUGAAAAUGAGAACCAGAAACAAGAUUAUUUCUACUCCCUAGUGUUACUGUUCUCUCCAUUUAGAGACGAGAGUAGUUUACUGCAGGGUAAUGAGACAGCUGAGCAGGCAUUUCAUAGACUACUCACUAGCCAGAGCUCAAAGCUACCACUCGAAGCUGAGGACAAUGUUAGCAGCAGCAUCAAAUGUAAAGAGUAUUAAUGAAGCACGUCAGGCCAACAUGGAAGAAAAAGAAGCCAAAGAAGACAAUCAGCCUCAGCUGCUAGGUGAAGCUAGAACAGCCAUGACAGAAGUUCUAGACAUGAAAGCCAGUACCCCUGGUCGGCUGACCCUAGAUGAGAGAGUGUCCAUGCUGAAUCAGGACCAGAACAGAGUCUUUGAGAAUGUCAAGGCUCACUUCCUGCACCAAAAGUGUCACGAGGCAAAACAGUGUUUGUGUAAUUUUGCACCUCUUAGAUUGUUUGUUAGUGGUGUGGGUGGUACUGGUAAAUCCUUUCUCAUUGAGGCCAUCAAGGCCCUAGUGAAUAGUCUGUGGAGUAGUGAAGGCCUCCUCUGUGGUAUUGCAGCACCAACUGGGCUUGCAGCAUUCAAUGUAGGCGGUAUCACUAUCCACAGACUCUUCCAACUCCCUGUUGAGCAUGCUACCAAAGCCACUAGCUAUUGGCCACUGCCCAAAACAUCCCAGAAGGUCAUGAGAGCAACUCUCUCUGAAGUGAGAUUGUUUAUUAUAGAUGAGAUUUCUAUGGUUUCCAGUAUCAACCUGGCUUUUGUACACAUGAGGCUAGAGGAGUUGUUUGGUAGCAGUGAGUGGUUUGGGUCUCGGAACAUGCUGUUUGUAGGUGACCUCCUCCAACUCCCACCUGUCCAUGGGAAUCCUGUUUUUGAGAAGGUUGCCACUAAAUCAAUCCUGUCCCAACUAGGAUGUGCAGCUGCCAUCAAUAUUUGGAGAGAUUGUGUUACCUAUGAUGAGUUGACUAUCAAUGAACGUCAGAAAAGUGAUCCACAGUUUUCCUCCAUGUUGGACUGUGUGAGACGUGGUUGUCCAACCAAGGAAACUGUGAGUGUGUUGAAACAGAGGGUCAUACAGGUGUCUGUCUCAGACAAGUUUUCUGAGCUAAAACAGUCUGGCAAGGCACCUGUUUGCUUAUUUCCCAAGAGGAAAGCGUGUGAUGACCUAAAUGCACAAAUGCUCCGCAAGAAUGCUUCCGAAGUGCAUGACAUUUAUUGUACUGAUGAGAUUGACGAAACAGCAGGCAAUAGGAAGAUGACCAAGAAGGUCAUUGAGCAUUUAGAUAAACUGAACGCUGACUGCAACAUGACAGCUGGGUUGGAAGCCAAACUGUCUCUUGCAGUCUGUGCACGAGUUAUGCUACGUCGCAACAUUGACACCAAGGCUGGGCUGGUCAAUGGUGCUAUUGGUACAGUGCUGUCGAUAGCAGCCCAGCAUGUGACUGUGCAGUUUGAUAAUGUACCUGCUCCAUGCAAGAUUGAUAAGCCUAUGCAAUUACCAUCCACAAGUGUCAGGGUCUGUCAUUAGACUGUGCCAUAGUAGACCUGUCUGAGGAGGUAUUCAGUGAUGGAAUGGCAUAUGUGGCUCUAUCCAGGGUUAGGUCACUAGAUGGACUGUUCCUAACAGCCUUUGAUCCCCAGUCCAUCAGUGUUAGUGUGAAUUCCCUGGGGGAAGUAAACCGCCUCAGAAAAACCUAUAGACCUGACCUUCCUCUCUAUGAUAUACCACAUGUUUCUAGAAGAAAUAGGAAGCUCACUGGUGUAGACAAAACUGUUUCCCCAAGUGUAAAAAAGGUCAAGGUCAAUCCCACAUCUGCAAGGGAUAAUGAGGACUGUGUUAUUACAGGUACAGAAACACCUGCUGCUACUCCUUUCAAUUUCCACUCUGUAGAUGUACAGUGGCAGCAAAGUGCAUGCCAAGAGCUGGGCCUCCAAUAUUGUACACAAACACCAGUAAGACCAGGAGGACCCACUGUCCCUCUCACAC
Geodia barretti is the source of this 3128-nucleotide messenger RNA. The record is from the annotation of a GenBank genome assembly. NCBI's taxonomy places the organism in Eukaryota, Metazoa, Porifera, Demospongiae, Tetractinellida, Geodiidae.